AUGUCACUGGGGUUGGUCCUACAAAAUUGUGGCCGCUUUCUCAAAUCCUCCUAUGUGUCGUGCAAGUUGUUGCUCACUUUUCUCCGUCAUGCCCUCGAUUCCAGGUCCCAAGUCACUCUCGUGAAUCCCGAGCCUAUAACGGAACUCGUGUUGACGAAGAACAGUGCGCUCAACACGCUACUGCUAUACAAGGGCAAAGCGCGGUACCAAGUGGCCACGGUCGAUGCUAACGCCGCUCGCACUACCAUCACGGACGUGCGGUCCGGCGAGCUAUUGGCGGAGAUUAAGCGCCGAACUUUUCACUCAGACACGGUCAAAUUCACGCACUUUUUUGACGGUAAAGCCGUCAAGAUAAAGGAAUGGCUCAGGGAAGAAAAGAUGGCUAAUGGACACAAGAGAUGGAACAUCGAAUCUUCAGCUGGGAAUUUCUCCUGGAGGAAAGACGUUACCCGGAGGUUAGCGCUAUGUCCUAGUCAUAACAUGGAGAGCCCUAUCGUGUGGCUCCAACUGCCAACGAAAGAGAAGCCCUACGCUCUCGUUUUCAAGGGCGGGGUGGAGAGUUUUGUUGCUCAAAUUCUUGCGGCAUUCGUCAUUCUCGAGCAAGAGAUAAGACUGGAGGAGAAGGAGUUCUUCAGGGCCGACGGAUUUGUUUGUGAUGAACGUACUCUUGCUGGGAUGUACGUCGACACCGGCAACUUCAAUCGUAGAUAA
Messenger RNA from Cyclocybe aegerita, 711 nucleotides. NCBI's taxonomy places the organism in Eukaryota, Fungi, Basidiomycota, Agaricomycetes, Agaricales, Hemipholiotaceae. The record is from the annotation of a GenBank genome assembly.